This is a messenger RNA of Tarenaya hassleriana, 1381 nucleotides long. Its product is annotated as methylsterol monooxygenase 1-1-like. Gene Ontology annotation, biological process: sterol biosynthetic process. The record is from RefSeq and is a predicted model, not a curated record. The transcript is spliced from 5 exons. Bases 141 to 1031 code for a protein of 296 amino acids. Lineage: Eukaryota; Viridiplantae; Streptophyta; Magnoliopsida; Brassicales; Cleomaceae. Gene Ontology annotation, molecular function: C-4 methylsterol oxidase activity; iron ion binding.
AAUCACUCGAGCCACGUCGAUCCAAAUACUAUGUCUAUAUAACAGACCCAGAUCCCUUCUCUCUCCUCCCACCUGUCUCAUCUCCCUCUCUCCGAAUCUCUCACCGCCGCCGCCGUAAUAGGAGAACGCCGGCGACACCGAUGAUUCCGUACGCAACGGUGGAGGAGGCCGCCGCGGCGCUCGGCCGGAACCUGACGAGUUUGGAGGCCUCCUGGUUCAAUUACUCCGCCACGAAGUCGGAUUACUACCUCUACUGCCACAACAUUUUGUUCCUCUUACUCGUCUUCUCCGCCGCUCCUCUCCCUUUCGUCCUCGUCGAGGUCGCGCGAUCCGCCGCCGGGUGGUUUGAUCGGUACAAGAUUCAGCCCAAGGUGCAGUAUUCUGUCUCCGAUAUGUUCCGGUGCUACAGAGACGUCAUGAAGAUGUUUGUGUUCGUCGUCGGGCCAUUGCAGCUCGUUUCUUACCCUUCGAUCAAGAUGAUUGGGAUUCGAUUCGGUUUGCCAUUGCCAUCGACUGGGGAGCUUUUGGCUCAGUUGUUGGUGUAUUUCUUGAUAGAGGACUACACAAAUUACUGGAUCCACAGAUUCUUCCAUUGUAAAUGGGGUUACGAAAAGAUUCAUCGUGUUCAUCACGAGUAUACGUCUCCGAUCGGAUAUGCUGCACCUUACGCGCAUUGGGCCGAGGUCUUGCUUCUGGGGAUUCCGACGUUUCUGGGUCCAGCGAUUGUUCCUGGACACAUUAUAACCUUCUGGCUGUGGAUAGCUCUACGGCAAAUGGAGGCCAUUGAGACUCAUAGCGGAUAUGAUUUCCCCUGGACUCCAACUAAAUACAUACCCUUCUAUGGAGGUGCUGAGUACCAUGACUACCAUCAUUAUGUUGGAGGACAAAGCCAGAGCAACUUUGCUUCAGUCUUCACUUACUGUGAUUACAUCUAUGGAACUGAUAAGGGCUACCGGUUCCAAAAGAAACUUCUGCAGAAGAUGAAGGAGGAGGAGAAGAGCAAACAGAACGGAGGACUCAAAUGCGAGUAGAAAAAGCCCCGAAACUUUUCCAGAGACAGAUCACCGAAAACUGCUCGUCUUGAUCCACGAAACGUAAGCGUAUAAUAGAGCCGCAGCCUUUAACGGGUAGUGUCGGGUUUCUGCAGUUGCUGCUAACUACCAAAGUUCAUGACAAAGGGACUCGUUUCAUAUUCUUAUCCGUGUCUCGUGUCUGUGUCGUUCAUCUUAGCCUUUAAAGGGGGUAGUUCCGGCUUGUGGGUUUGUAUUAAAUUUCGUUUUUUUAGGACAAGCGAAACAAAAACGACAACUGUUGAUGCAAGUUAAGCUUUUUUGUCUUUCUCUCAAAUGCAAAUGCAAUUGUCGGAAUGGUGAGAGCCCAA